AUGGCAGCCAACGAAUUUCACCAAUACCCAGAAGCAGAUUUUGGCCAGUACGAUGCAGAGGAUUCGUUUGAAGCAGAAGAAACGCUCUCCCUCUCAGAUCUCCCUCUACACAGUCACGAAGCUGCUCAUUUGGAUGACUUCAACAGCACAGAGAGUCAAACCUCCUCCUCUUCUUCUUCUUCUGAUGAGGAUGAUGGUGAAGAGGACUUGUUUGAGUUCAUGAAUCAAAACGUCGCCCUUCCGGCUCAACCUGCAAGCAACAUCAUCUUCUGUGGAAAGCUCAUUUCUUGCGAGGAACCAUCAUCACGAGUCUAUGAAAUUCCAACAGAAGGGCAGGCUUCAAAGCACAACAAACCAAGCUCCCCCUCCUCAAGAUCAAGAACCAUCUCAGAGGGUCUAAAGGAUCGACAAAGCAUGACUCACACAGUCCAUUCCCCAAGCCCACAAAGGGCGAGAGGUUCAAAAGUCCCGCCAUUUGAGAAAUAUGGUUAUGCAAAUAGGAAAUUGUCAUCUGGUUACAAAGCAACGGUAGUGGCCUACCCAUCUCCUAAGUCCAAAAGCUACUUCAUAAUGUACGGGUUGUCGAAAUUUCCUAUGGAGAUGGAGCUGAGAGACACCAGGAAGAAACACAAGACAAGUCCUUCCAGGUUGCAUCGGCCCUCUAACGGGAGGGACAUUGUUGAGGUCAGUGAUGCGAAUAAAGAUGAGAAGGGGCUUUGGGGGGUGAUGAGGGCAAUAAGUUGCAAAAGUUACCAUCCAAAUUCCAUGGUGAAAACCUCGAUCGUCUCAGCACCGCGCUCAUGA
Molecule: messenger RNA, 804 nt
Organism: Syzygium oleosum
Lineage: Eukaryota; Viridiplantae; Streptophyta; Magnoliopsida; Myrtales; Myrtaceae
Exons: 1
Coding region: 1-804 (267 amino acids)
Source: RefSeq, a predicted model, not a curated record